AUGCCGGGGAGCUUUGAAGGCUCCGAGGCUGAUCGUAGAUCAGCCAGUGACCGCUUCGAGAGCCAGAUAUGUUCCCUCAUAGAGAUGUACGGCUCCGAGACUCCUUUUGCCCCGAAGCCUUGGAUUCCAAGUGCAGUGCAAGGCCCGUCUGAGAAUGAGCCUGACGAGCUACCGAAAGGUGUGGAGGACGAGAAACGUUCCCUUCCACAUGUUUUUCGUUUUCUUCCCAACGUCACGGGAGUCUGGACUGUGCUGCAGGUGGACGAAGCUUCUGCUGUCGAAGGGUACAGACACUUCAUCGCUGUGGCCGAGUGGUACCGCUUCAAAACCCCAUUUACGCAAUGGUUUACAAAGAACUACUCGGGAAACUUCUUGCCGCUUGCACACAUGCUAGAGAUCGGUGGUGGCCAUGUCCGUUACCCAGUCACUUUUGUCUACGCCCAGGUUGCCCGGCGAACAACUUACAAGGGUCAAGUCAAGGAUCUGACAUGCCUGCCGGUGGAUGCCUGCACCGUGCCGGGCAUCCUCGUCCUGCUGGCGACGCUGUUGCCUACUGCGAGUUUCGGGCCAGAGGGAGUGGCCGAAUCUGUGUCGUUUAUGGAGAGGCUCGAGCAGCACAUGAACAUGAACCAGUCUGUGCAGCUGCUGCCCUUUGCACAAACUUUCAAAGUUGAUGUUCGCGAGAACAAGCUGCCAGUGGAACAGAUCAAAGCCAUCCUCUCCGACCUUGGCCUGAGUUGGUCGAGGUUUGCGAAACGAAUGACUGGCAGCACCAUCGGCAUCAUGAUGCCUUUCAGUGUGUUCUUGACCACAUCCUUUCGUUUGAAGGGAGACCCCGAGUUCUGCAAUUCUUUGGGCUUUCGCCGCUUAACCAAGCGGGCAGCUCACAUCUGGGCACAGGAGGCUGAGCUGACACUGGAACGAUGUGUCGUCGUAGACUGCCCGGACCCGACGCUGGCAACCAAGUACCAUCCUUUCAUGAAGAGCUCCCGACGCAGAGGCAACAAAACACUUCGCAUGCACAUGGUGAGCCGCUUCUUGUGCAGAGGUGCUGGGUAUAUUUCCAUGAAAGACGAGAAGAGCUUGGGUGACUUAGGUGUCGUAGAUGCAAAGAGCACCCUGGCCGACCGCACAUCUUCGGAGUACGUUGGACGCCUUCUGUUGAAGGCGGAGGCCACGGUGAGCGAUUGCCUCCAGAGACAACGCCUUCGGUGCUUGAACUUCUGCUUCGACGCGACGUCGUUUGCUGGCGAGCAGGUCUUGUCGGUCGUCUACCGGAUGGACGGUCUUCAUUUCGCUGGAGCAACGCAGCUCCUGCCUGUGAACACUUGCAGCAAGACGGAGGCAGUGGCAGCAGCAGUUGCAUUGUCAAGUUGCUUGGAAGGUGUCCUCCCAGACAAUGCGAAGUCCAGGUUCGCUUUGCCCAAGGAUGCACAUUCUUUUCGAGAAUUUCGCACGCCCACGAAGCACUUGCUGUCUGGCUUAGCAAACAGUUUACAGCAGGCGAUGCCUGCAGGCUGGACCCUCCAGGGAUGCAUCCCGCCGAACCCCCUGCUGCCCGCUGCACGUGGCUGUGAUCGGUUGCCCUUCGAGGUUGAGAAGUCGCUCCUGAACCCGAAGCUUGCCCAGGACGCCAAGGUCUACUUUGUGUGGGAUCCUGAAGCAUCUGAAGGACGCCAAGACUUCUAUGUUCACGAGGACUUUGUCCGUCUCGUGUUUGGGGCGGACGAAGGGACGGAGGGAUUCGUUGGCUGGCAACACCUGUGCUCCCAGAACCUCUGGGCAGUUUUCUGGCCAGACUUGUUUCACAAAGCCGCCCGAAAGGCGGGCUCCGCCAUACGCCGACUAGAAGAAGGACCCCAAUUCCUCCGUCGACUGAUGACUCUAUUUCGCUUUUCACGGGGCCCCUUCAAAAGCAGUCGCUUUGGUCGCACCGUGGCAGAGGCCAGGGAUCACUUGCUGCGGUUGCUCAAGGAGGAUCCGAAUUCAGACUUCGUUCAGCUCUGGCUCACCGGUAUGGCGAAGGAUGAGGCUGGAUGGUGCAAUGUCGGAGGCCCCGCCUCCUCGGACUUCUCCGGCACGCACGCCGUGGCUCUGCUGGAGAAACGCAAAGGUGUCAUGCACUUGCGAGCUGACACAGCGAAGGACGUACGAUGGUUCAGCUUUUACGAUUAUGCCGUCGCAUUAGACAAAUGCUGGCAUACCGAGGCCAUGGCACACUGUUUCUCCCUCUUCGUCGAGGGGAAGAAUCCAUGGGGUUUGAAUCGCACUGGAGAUGCAAGCGACGUGCUUGCUGACGACACCAAUCAGGACAAGACACGUGCUUUCAUCGUGGUUUUCAAAGCGCUCCGAAUUUACGUGGCCGACUGUGUGCCUGAUCCGAACAUUGGAGGGCUACCCCCCAAGUAUCUCCAUGUUGUUUGGGUAUGUGGCAGCAUGAGCCAAACUUCAAACAAAAGAUCAAGCCUGAGGCAAGAGAUUUUCAGAACAGUGGCUCCGCCUCCAUCCGCCACUACAUCUCUUUGGCGACGGGCAAAAAAGUUGGCAAGUUGA
Messenger RNA from Symbiodinium sp. CCMP2592, 2553 nucleotides. NCBI's taxonomy places the organism in Eukaryota, Dinophyceae, Suessiales, Symbiodiniaceae. The record is from the annotation of a GenBank genome assembly.